Anthonomus grandis grandis is the source of this 1658-nucleotide messenger RNA. Its product is annotated as glycoprotein 3-alpha-L-fucosyltransferase A-like. The transcript is spliced from 6 exons. Lineage: Eukaryota; Metazoa; Arthropoda; Insecta; Coleoptera; Curculionidae. The coding region runs from base 207 to 1499 and encodes 430 amino acids. Gene Ontology annotation, cellular component: membrane. Gene Ontology annotation, molecular function: alpha-(1->3)-fucosyltransferase activity. The record is from RefSeq and is a predicted model, not a curated record.
UAUGUACAUGAAAAAUGUUGUCAUUCAGUUAAUUUUUUAUAUUAUAUUUUUGUAAUAAUUGUGCUUCAUAGUUAUUUUGUAGUGCGUAAACAAGUAAUUGAAUAUAAACAAUAUCUAAACGCAGUUCUUGCAAUUUUUUAAAAUAUUUUGUUGUGUUUUUAAUUAAAUAAUAUUUAUUAUUUAUAUUCCCAUUAUAAUAUUUAGCGAUGAGAUUGUAUACUACCCCCAAUAAAUGGAAAUUCACAGUGGCUUUUUUAUUUAGCUUCUUCACACUUACGAUAAUAACUUUGUUACUUCUAAGGCAAGAUACGAACUGGACCAUCGAACCAUAUAAACUGGAUAAUUUCGAAGUAGUAGAAGAUCCACUAGAAGCGGUAAAAGUAAGCCACUGGUGGUCUCUCCGAAAUGCUACGAACUUUUCAGUGUUAGGAGAAAUACUAUUUUUAAACAAACCACCUCCAAACAUUAACAAUAGGUCUAAAAAUUAUCAGAUUUUAAUCUGGAAACAUGGGCCUAGUUUGGAAAAUCGCCAUAUUAAACAUUUUUCGGAUAAAAGUGUAGACCCUUUUGAGUACUGUUCAGUAAAAAAUUGCGAAAUAACAUACAAAGACAGUGAUAUUGUCAGUUCGGAUAUAGUUAUAUUCCAUAUGCAUAAAACCAGAAGUAAAAACGAGUUACCUAAAGAUAGGAACCCUAAGCAAAUAUGGGCAUUUUUGACAGACGAAAGCCCGUAUCAUACAUUUUAUCCUCCUGGUCCAAAACUUACUGAUUUUAAUGGAAUUUUUAAUUGGUCUAUGACAUACAGAAUGGAUUCAGACAUUCCAGUACCAUACGGCCGCACAGUUUUAAGAAAAACAAAUGAAACAGUAAGUGACUCUAACAUGCUUUUACUAAAAAGGCGGGAUGUGUUGGUGGCUAUUUUGGGCUCGAACUGUGGUGGUCAGAACCACCGAUGGGAAUACGUACGAAAACUGGAGCAGUACAUUGAAGUUCAUAGUUUUGGAGAAUGUGGCAAUUUUAAAACUGCAUGUCCAGGUCAUUUUGGUGCAGAUUGUCCAGAGCUCAACAGCUACAUCUUUUAUCUUUCCUUCGAAAAUUCCAACUGUGACGAGUAUGUAACUGAAAAACUCUGGUGGAACGCUUUCCAUAAAAACGCAAUACCAAUAGUCAUGGGCUCAAGUCCUAAAACUUACAAAACACUAUUACCGUUGAAUUCCUACAUUAAUAUCGAUGACUUUGCAAGCCCCCGUGAUUUGGCUCAAUACCUACUCAGAUUAAAUGAAACAGAGGAGUUUAAAAGUUUCUAUAACUGGAGAUGUGAGUUUGAAAUUUUUAAUGAACAUGGGUAUUUCCAGAGCAGAUCUUACCAUUACUGCAGGAUAUGCGAGGCUUUGAAUUAUAAUGAUAGAACUCCAAAAGUGUAUGGGAAUUUAGAUGAGUUUUGGAGCGUAAACAGAGAUUGCCAUUUGCCUUGGGAUAGUUGGAAUGAUGAUGAUUAAGAAAAGAUAUGUGAUUUCUUGAAAUAUAUUUAUUACAGUUUUAGCUGUGCUCGUCAAUAAAGUACAAGGCUGUCUACUCUGUAUAUAUUAAAGUAAGUUUUAUAUUAAUAACUUUAAAUCUACAGUUCAUGAUAAUGAAAAAUACAUAAUUGAAUGAUA